GGUCGUUAGGGAAACCGCAUAGUACAGUGAUUUUCAGUAAAGGUAACAGUAACAGUGAAAGAAUCAGCCUAUAAGUUACUAUAACUAUAAAUGAAACUGUCAAUUUCAGAUGCUGCAGAGGAAAAUUCCUAUUUACCUGAUGUAGCUGCAUUAAAAAACUUCAGUGGUUACUUUAACAUGUAUUUUUAUUUAUUGUUUUCCAAUUAGUUUUUCAUGUAUUUUCGUGUAGUAGGCUUACGUUUAAAUUUUAAGGGAAAAUUUUAAUAAUAAAAAUCACAUUUAAAAAAAUAAAAUAAAUCAGUUCAUCCAUGGUCCAUGGUCGUCAUAGUUUAAUUAACUUAAACAAUUAACAGGCACUCCUCACUCCUCAGAAGGGUGGUCCCAAAUUAAAAAAAUUGAAUGCCUUUCACUUUCGUUACGAAAGUGUCGGCUACCAGCCUAAUAGUUUAAUAGCCCCCCCCCCCCCAUAAUUGGUGAAAUAAAUUUUUCUCCAAUUUUUGUUCGCAGACUAAAAUAAACAACACUACAACACAACACCAUAUUUCAAAUAAUGUUUUGUCAGGAAAUAUUCUACAAUAUUAUGAAAAAACGCCGAAGGCACUGUAUGAGUAUGGUUUGGUUAGUGUCGCUUACUGAAAGCCGUCUAAUAAUACAAAAAAAAACCCAAUUCAACAGAGAUAAAUUUUGUAUCUCUAUUGAAUUUUUCUUUAUUUUCCUUCUUCUUUCAGAAGAUGAUGAUGAUGAAGAGGCUGAUGAAGAUCACGAUCUUCAUAAUAAAAAAAAAAGAAUAAAUUUAAGUAGAGCAUUAGACGUAAACAAAUACAUCAUCUAUUAUCAGCGCCUAAACUUUAAAUAAAAUUAUCCAAAAUUACUGAGUCUUGAUGUAAUUUAAAGAAAAAGCUUUGGUGCAAUUAUCUUUAAAAAUAAAAAGGGUAGUGGGAAAAAUGGUGCAGAAGUAGGAAAAGUAGAUCACAAGUUUUGGGGGUAAAAUAUAUAGCUUGUUGACCUAUAGUUGACCAUAUAGAGCUAGGGGCUUAAAAACAAUUUUGUUUGGGGGGCCUAACAAGUUAAAUUUAACCAAUAUGACAAUGGGCUCAAUGGUGCAGACUUCGCUGGACGAAAUCACAAUUCCUGGAAUUUUUGUCCCCAUAUAUGGAUGAUACAGCUUGGCAUCAGUACUGUCACCAGAGUUGUCAGAAUUUUUCAUUAUAUCGAUGUAUCCGCCUAUGGGACUCUUAUCCUUGGGUUUUUGAUUCAGUAUUUCUUUCUCUUGGAUGAGUUGUCAUCCAAGGUUAAUGGAUCCCAUCCACCUGGUGAAUAUUUUCUUGACUUGGUCUUUGGUAGGGAUUGAACUCCAGAUAACAAGUUUGGAAUCAUCUCUGUUUAGACCAUUGGACCACUUUGUUGAACUUGAAACCAAUAGUGACUCUCAAAUUGGAAAAUUUUGUAGUUUACUAUGGUAUCCCAACUUUCAAAGCUUUCGAGAAGCAUACCAUGCUUGCAUUUCACUUUAAACCCAAUAGAAUAUCAUCAUCACGAUUUUCUGUGUGCAAAGCCCACAGUUUGCAAAAAAUGACCAGGUGCGUAUACUGCAUCUCAUAUUUCCUGGACCGCAUUUCCUUGGUUAACCAUCAGAUGACUCAGCACAUCAGACUUAAGGCAUGGGAAGUUGACAGUUAUGAGACUGUGUUCAGCCAGCCACACUAACCAAAGCACACAGUCAUUUACUGCCUUCGGUGUUGUGUCGUAAGUUUUCAAAAUGUUUCUUGGCGAAAUAUUUGCAAUAUGAACCUGCUGUUUGUUGGCCAUGGCAUUGUUUAUUUUAUAUUAUUACAAGGAAGAUAAUUCAUUUGUUUAAAAUUUUACAUGUAAACAAUUUACUGACUAAAGUAGGCCUACUAGACCCUCUCUUAACUGAAAAGAAGAAAGAGAAGCUCACUGAAUCUGAAAAAUAAUAUGCUUUUAAUAUGUUAUAAUAAUUCUGAACAGGGUCUUAAGUCUAUGACAUUUUUAAAGUUAAUAAUUAUGUCUAAGAUAAUAAUUCAAUUUCAGGUAAAGAAAAAGAAUUCAUUUACAAAACAAUGCAGUCAGCAUUGGUGGCAGAACAAUCACCAACCUGCGAUUUGCGGAUGACAUUGAUGGACUGGCUGGAAACGAAGAAGAGUUAGCCAACCUAUUAAAGUGUCUUGACAAGACUUCAUUGUCCUUUGGCAUGUAAAUCAGUGCAGAAAAGGCAAAAUUGAUGACGAAUAACAUCACCUGCAUCUCCACUGAAAUUAAGGUCGGGGAGGAAAGAUUAGAGACAGUACGCGACUUCAAGUACCUAGGAGCAAUAGUCUCGGAAGAAGGCUCCAAGCCCGAAUUGAUGUCCCGGUUUGCCCAUACCACACUAAAGAGACAUAAGAAAAUAUGGAAUCACAAAAAUGUAGCCCCCAGCACCAAAAUCAGGCUGAUGCGCUCAUUAGUCCUCUCCAUUUUCUUGUAUGGCGGUGGGUCCUGGACAAUACAAACAAAACAUGAAAGUAAAAUAAAGGCGAUGGAGAUGAGAUGUUUCAGAAACAUUCUUGGAAUCUGCUAUAGAGACCAUAUCUCUAAUAAACAAGUGAAAGAAAGGAUUCGUCAAGCAAAAUUGGGCAGUAUGAUGACCUCCUGGUGACUGUAAAAAAGCGCAAACUGGAAUCGUAUGCCCACGUAACAAGAAAACAAGGGCUUGCCAAAAAAUCAUGCAGGGCACGAGAGGAGGGAGAAGAAGAGGACAACAGAGAAAAAGAUGGGAAGAAAACAACAAGGAGUGGACGGGACUAAAACUGUGCGAAGUGCAGAAAACAAAGAGGAAUGGAGAAGGAUAGUUUUCAUGUCAUGUGUGACACACCAACGGUUCGAGGACUAAGGGACAGGAUGAUGAUGAUGAUGAAACAUUGAUUGAAAUGAAAAGAAACUGCAUAAAUAAAUAAAGUUUUUGAGAACCUAAUGAUAGAUGUAUAAUUAGAACAGAGCUUUCCAAACUGUGUAUGUUUACAUUGUGACACAUUAGUAAUUCCCAGCAGCUUGUACUUGUACAUUUAUCAUGCUAAAAUAAACCCAUAUCAAAUACCAUAGAAUUUAACAUCAAAAGAGCCAACCAGUGUUUGACAUCAUUGCAUUCUUCUGUCUCAUGGCCUCUUAAAUGAUCUUUUUUUUCCUAGAAAAGCACUUUGAAUUGCUUUUAACCUUUUUGUGACCAUAGUCUAUAAGUUGAUAUGGUUUGUACAAUUUGUUUUGGCGUGAGUGGCCUUUUUCUUGCUAGAUAGAGCAUUAAAAAAAAUAUUAAUCCAGCAACCGUUCCGAAAAAAUUUUUUUGCUCUAUAUAUUGCAGGAUCUUCUGAUGCUUUAUCAUUGUUAAAUGGUGCCUUUAGGUUCAUGUUUUUGACUUUAGUUUAAAUAUUAGAAUUUAUUGGCACAUUUUAACAUUACGUUAGCGCUGCACAAUGAUUAAAAGGAAUAGGUUUUUAAUUAAGAAAACAAAAGCUGGUGAUGAACAAUGUAGUGAAAAAAUGCAGCAGCUAUAGAGGAAACGAUGCAAGAAUCAACCCCAGAAUUUUAAGUACCAGCACUUAAAAGUGUUAAAGAAAAGUUUCAUUUAUGCUAUCAAUAUUUUAUGAAACUGGUUUGCUUAUUAUCUAGUCAUGAACAUUGGCCUUGGCCACAUUGUUAAGAUUAUCUCGCAAUUGAAAGUAUGGUAUCAAACAAAUUAAUCCAUCAUUUUACCCUGAAACUAAAAAUACAAUAAUUUGUGUUUUCUAAAAUCUGUUCGAAUAAUUUACCGAGCUUUUAAAAUGUAUUAAAAAUUAGCAGAUUCCAACAUCCAUCAGGGAAUUAAUAGACACUAUCUAAGCAUCUAAUGAGUUAAUUUACUUGGUUGCUUUACUAAUAGUCAAUGAGAUCAUAUACAGGUACUGGAUUUUAUGCCUUUCAAGUGGUGUAACUGAAUGUUGUGUCAUGAAAAGAUGUAUGUCUAAAAAGUGUGUCACCAACAUUAAAAGUUUGGAAACCACUGCAUUAGAAUAAAGAGUUGAACCAGAUAAAGGUCUAAAACUGUUCACAUUAUCCUGUUUUUUCUGGGCCCCAUCACUAGUAGCAUAAUCAAAAGUAAAUUAGGACCUAUGUGUAUGCUUGUUUAUAUUUCAAUCUUAACAAAAAUGAGGCUGAAGAAAUAUCAGAUUAAUUUGUUUAGAACUUAUUUUGACUUGUGUUUUAAAUUUUUUUCCUAAUUUAAUUAAUUUAAACAAAGAAUCAAAGAAACAGUAAGGUUGUACUGAAAAUGAUUUUAACUUUUUUUUUUCUCUUUUCUUUUAGGAAUUAAACUUAUCAAAUUCAAUUAACCUACAACAAUACUCCAAUAAAAAAAAAUGGAAGAAUCCCCAACUUCAGGUAAUACUCUUUAUAGAUAGUUAGGAUGGUUUUCUUUGUUACCUGUAAAUUUAAAAAUUGAAAUUAAGAUCUUUAUCAUAAAUUCUAUAUUCAUUAAACAAAAUAUUUCUUUGUUUUUGUCUUUUCUAGCAUCUGACUCACUGCAAGAUCUGGACAUAAAAAACAAGCGGUUAGCCAAUAUUGUCCAAAAAGGAACAGGUAAGGUUGAUGCAAGUCAAUUCAUGUAUUUUCGGCCACUAAGUCUAAUGUGAACAUUGUUAACCACCAAGGUGGUUUUAUAGCCACUAAGGUGUGUUGUGGAGAAAAUUAUUAAAAAAGAAUAUUUUUAACAAAAAUAUCGCAUGAGUUGAUAAUGCAAUGCGGACUAAUUAUACCUGGUACUUGAUUUAUUCAAGCUUAAUGCCUUAGUGAAAUUGUUAUAAAUGAGUGACCCCCAGGACUUAAAAAGUUUUGUCUCAGAGUAUCAACUGAACAACACCCUUUAUACUAAUACCAUUAAUGCAGUGCAUAAUAAAUUUUUUUCUCAAACUUAUUCAUAUAUUUUCCCCAGAAUCUUAAUUCCUAAAGCUAGACUUUGACAGAUAAAAUAUUAAAUUUUAUUUUAAUUCUGGUUGUAUUUCAGCUACAUUAGCGAGUACUGGGAAAUUCAAUCUUUCAAAUGAGUAUAAGUAAGUAAUAAUCAUUUAUAAUUUUAAAUAAAUGAGAUUGAAUAAAAUUUUUAUUUUGUCUGUUUUAAAUUUUUUUUCUUUUAACUGAGCUGUUUACUGAACAAUUUCUAACGUAAAUAUUUAUAUUUUUUGGGGUACGGCGCCUUAUUAUUAUAAUGUAUUUAUUCAACCUGGAGAGGUGGGCUGAAUAAUUUCAGGACAUACAAAAUGCAGACAAUAGAUAAGAUGACAAUUAUGAACCACCACACGGAGAACCAGACCCUUUAAUAAGCUCCCAACUCUAGAAGAAACUACAGAAGUAAUCAAUUAUAUGAAAAACCACAAAGCCCCUGGAGAAGACCUCAUCACAGUAGAACUUAUUAAAUAUGGAGGAAAAGAACUACACACUCAGAUGCAUAAACUUAUAACUAAAAUUUGGCAAGAAGAGAAAAUUCCAACAGCACUAAUAACGGAGGAAUUUCCCUAUUAAAUGUUACAUACAAAAUUCAGACAAAACCUAUCAACGACUGUUCAGAUUUAACCAUCUGAUGCCUAUUAGAGAAAGGUUACGAAUAUAGUUUCCCAGUGCAUCAACUCUAUGUGGACUAUAAAAUGGCCUGUGGCAGCAUAAAAAAAAAUAUGUCCAUGAGAUUCUGCAGGAGUUUGGCAUACCUAACAAACUGACAAGACUGAUACAUGUAACAUUGAAUAACUCAAAAAGCAAAAUCAAGGUUCAGGGUAAAUAUUCAAUGGAAUUUCAGAGUAGACGAGGCCUAAGACAAGGAGACUCACUGUCUUGUAUGCUAUUUAACCUAACAUUAGAGAGUUGUUAGAGGCAUACAUAUAGACACCCAUGGAACAAUAACAGGAUACUUUUUGAGAGAGACCAUUGGGUACUCUCUACAAUCAACUCCUUCAGUAUCUUGCAUAAGCUGAUGACAUAGCACUAUUAAAGAAAAGUAGUAAAGACAUCAAAAGCUUUUAUUGAAUUAGAAGACACAUAAUACAAGCAGGGCUGGAAAUUAACAACCAAAAAACAAAAUACAUGACUAUGAUAAGAGAAGAACAGACAGAUGAAGCCAUUUAAAUUUAAAAAACACACUUUUGAAAGAUUGAAUCAAUUCAAAUACCUAAUAUCUUUAUUAAAUGAAAGAAACAAAUUACUAACAGAAAUAAAAGAAAGAAUACCAUCUGGAAACAGAGCAUACUUCAUUAGUCACAAAAUACUCAAAAGUAAAAACAUUACAAGAAAAACAAAGAAAACUAUUUUCAAAACUGUAAUCAGACCAGUUGUAACAUACGCAAGUGAAACUUGGACCCUAACAAAAACGUCAGAAAACCAAUUAAACACAUGGGCGGUAACAGUUCUUCGGAAAAUAUAUGGACCAACGAAGGAUGAAUAAAAAUGGCAGGAAUUGUAGAGUCUAUAUCAGGAUCCCACGCUAGUAUCAGAAAUAAAAAAAAAGGGUAAGCUACGCUAGGCAGUACACUUAGAAAAAAGCCAAAUGACAGAGGAGUGAAGAGGGUACAUCACCAAAACCCCAGAGGAAAACGGCUCAAAGGCAGACCUAGGCUUAGAUGGAUGGAUGAUGUGGAAAAAGAUCUACAGCAGCUGGGAAUCCAAGCAUGGAAAAGUAAAGCAUUAGUUAGGUCUGAGUGGAAGGAAGUAGUGAGGCAGGCCAAAGCCCUACAUAGGCUGUAGGGCCAAAGGGAUGGAUGGAUUUAUUUAACUUGAAUACCAACCAUUUCUUUUGAUGACUGUUAAGCAUAACAUCAAAUAAGUAUUUAAAGUUUACACGUUUGAUCUUUAACAUUAACAAUAUUAUUUGUAUGUGUAAAUAGUCCAUUUCAGUUUGGUCCAAAGGAACAGAGCUUCGUUGUUAAAAAAGUAGAUGCAAAUAAAAGAUUCGAAGAAAUCAAUGCAGUGUUCAAAUUAAUUGAAGAUGCUAGGGAUAGUAAAACACCAAGGGGGCUUGUCCUGAAUCCAGAAAAGGUAUCCAUUUUGAAAUUACCUUCCUGUUUAAUAUGCUAUUUUGAACUAGUAUGAGCUCUUUUUGUUAGCAAAAGUUUCCUAACAUCUUCACUUUUUUUAAUUCUUAGAAAUUUCCAUCUACAAACGCUAGCAUGUCAAAUACAGCACUGUUUGAAACAAAUAAUUCUUAGUUCAUCCAUCAAAAUUGAUAAUGACUAUUUUAAUGAUUGGAUUCAUGCUGGUUCUGAUCAUUUCUGUGGGUGCACAGAUGGCUAAUGAAAUAGAUUCUGGCAUGAAAUUUUCCUGUGCAGAAAGUGCAAGGGGUGGAUAUUGGACAUCAUCAGGCGCAGAGCUAUGCCAGGCUUUCUGGCUUGUAAUUUUUACUCUACAGCUGUUGUUCUGUUGGGCUUAUGUUGUAUGGAGCCUUUGUGUAAGGAUGAAUGACACAUUGCUCCAUCCUUUGCCAAUUCUUCCCACAUGUUCCUAUUUAUAUGGAAAGAACUGAAUAGAUUUAUGCACACAGACUUUAAAAAAUAUAUAUUUAAAUUAAAUAGUAACAAAUACUUAUUUCAAUUGGGGAAUGUCAAAUUUUAGAAUAUCUAAUUAUGUUUUUGUUGUUUUAAAACCUAAGUAGUGAGGGGGGAUAAUUCGGGGAUCUGAAUGCUGAUUGGAUGAUAACAUCAUACUAUUGUAAACAUGGUAAGCCUGUUGAGAAUCAUCACAGCUUGGACAAUAAUGCUAAUAGAUAGCAUCAUACUAAAAAUGUUACAUUGAGAAAUGGCAUCCGUGGGUCGUAGAGCGUUAGCUCUUAAUGCGCCCCCCCCCAUCAUACCCCCCCACAGCCCAAGCACCAGGUUCCCCUGAUACCCACCGUGUGGUGGCAUGUCGGGGACCUCCCCAACCUGGACCACCGAGGACAUCUGGUCGACCUGAACAUACUGCAUUUAAAGUGUCCGCAGCCAACUCUCCCAGUGAGUCGGGAUGGUACAUUUACAUCCUAAUAUCUUCCCCCCAGCCAUCCUGGGGAAGCGUCCGAUGCCCUUUAAAAGGGUUUCUACAGUGGGUUUCCACCCUGCAACUAGUUUGCGAAGUAGCUGGGACGAAACGGUUGGCUGGGAGCAGCUGUCUCAGGGCUGCAUAUUUAGAAUCGUCGGCUCGAGGCUUUCACCUUAGCUUCUUGCCUCAUGUCCAUUAACGGCAACUUUUAAUCAUGACCCCUACCCUGUCUCUGUCUUUACUUCCAACUGUAAAACGUCACAGUUGGCAGCCCUGUAGGUGCUGUUUUUAUUUUGGCAGCUACCAAGCAUCUCCCUUGUCUGCCCACGCACGACACGCAAUGAUGGUUUUGUUCCCUGGGUAAUGCCAACGGGGUCCGGUGGCUGGCGCCUCUCAAUCGACAAGUCACAGCAGACUUGCCAAUCAGAUCCCCGGGGAGGAUAAUAUCGUAGUAAGCAGGUCUUAUCAUAUAAACCCCAAGAAAUGUUUUGCCACUGAUAUUUUUUCAUUGCUUUCUGAAGUUUUCACAUCUACAAAUUUAUUCUGUGACUGCCUACUUAUGUCAAACAGUUACUGGCCUAUAAUUGUCUAAGAAAUACACAUUUAAAAAAUUGUUUAUGUAUAAACAGCUUAUGUGGCUUUUAAAAAAAAAUUUAUUCUUUUUUUGGUUAUAUAAAUAUUUGCUUUAAAAAACUGUUGGAUUAUUAUUGUAAUCUUAGUCCUGGGUUAAGACUAACAAUCCAUUUUACCUUAUUUCAGGUUUCUACAAAAUUAGAAUUUGAAGAUCAUGUGGAUCAGAUAAAAAAUCUCACUGUAUUAGGCAAAGGUGCUUAUUCAGAGGUAAUCCUCGUCAAAGACAAGCAGACAGGAAACAAUAUUGCCCUGAAAACAGUGAGUGAAAUCUUGAGCCUACUUCUGAAGGAAUUUUUGAUGGGGGAUUCAAGUGUUACUAUCUACUCUAAAUAAGAACAAAUGGAAUUCACUUUGUUACUGCUUAUGAAUAAAUGACAAGACAUUCUUUUUUUUUUCUGAGUGAGAAUAAACUUUUUUUGUAACCUUUUAAGUGCUUAAUGAGAAAGUCAAAACAGAUUCUGUAGAAAAUGACCAAAGUUGCUUGUGUUGUUCAAUUUUUACUAUGACCUAUUUGACCAACUUGGAAGGUCACAUUGAGUUAUAUGAUGGGCCACCAACUAAAUAAGUAAACAAAUUAUUUGUUUAUCCUAAAUAUUGCAAUGGUGUGAGUGAAUAAGGGAGGGUGUGGGGGGGGGGAGAGAUGAAUAUUACAAUUAGCUUCAGUGGGGGUCCUCAAUCCGGGAAAACUACCUUCUUAAAAUGACUGUUCUUUAUUCAUGUUGUAUUAUCACUGUUAAAAUACUUUUACAUGAAUUUUGCAUUAUUAAGAAUAUAUUAGCCUUAGAUUAUUGUUCCAUUAUGCAUAGAUUAAUAUUGGAUUAUCCACAGAUCAUGCUCAUCCAGUUUCAUCGAGAUCAAAUUUUGGCCUGGAUACAUCUAGGGGCUGAGAAUUUAGCCCCAGAACUUUAUAGCUUUCAGAUGGAAAAUAAUAGUGUUGUCAUGAAAAUGGAAGUUAUAAAAGGUAGCUUUGUCUUAUUUCAUUCAACUGUACUAGUUCAAUGGUGGUUUAAUAAAUUUGGAUUGUAAGUUUCAUUUGUGCAAAACUGUUUUUUUUUAAAAUUGGGAAACAAAUAACACAAGGUAAGGGACAACCUGAAAAAAAGAUAACACGAAACAAUGGACCUGAUGGCAAAAAAGUCUUCUCUAACAGAAACAAGUGUCACAGCUGUCAAAUAUGUUAAAUUAGUAAAUCUGGAUGGUGACUAUCAGAUAGAUCUAACAAAAUCCUUCACAGCAUCAAUGAAAACGAUCAAUGUUCAAUUUCAUUAAAAGGGAUGGCAAAAGCACAAUUGAUUUUUUUCAUGAAUGUCAUGUUUUCUCGUACUUUCUUUCUUUUUACUUUUUUUCGUAUUAAUUUUCAUGCAAUCUUAGUAACAUUUUCUGACGGCUCCUACUCCAAGAUUUCACUUUCCUUAGAACAGCUUGUGAGAUACAUGGCCUGACCUGUCCAUAUAAUUUUCCUCUCAUAUCCAGUGCUUGAAAUGUAAUCUGGGCGUUUUAUGAUAGUCCUCAGGGAUUGUUGGCAUUUUUAUGUGGGGCUUAUGGUAAAAGACGACAGCCUCUGAACCAUAUAGUAUAAAUACUCUUCUGCUGACUUGUACUUUAUUUGGAGGCGCAGCAAGUUAUUUUGGCAUAUAUGUCUCUUUUAGCACUGUGUUCUCAGAGAUGAUGCUCCCCAAGUGUGUAUAAUUGUCAGCUCCAUAGAUUGGGUGACCAUAUUAUGCGACCCAAGUAGGUAAAUGGAUCAGCUACAUCUAUUGGGUUACAAUAUGACGCCGAAAUUAGAAGCAUUCAAUAUUAUUUUAGACAUUUAUUGAAAUGAUUUUUAAUUCAUCUUUCAAUUUUUUAGCUUAUUUUUUGUUUGUUUCAGGAUUAAGCCUGGCAGAUGUGCUGGAUAAGGGUUAUAUAAAAAAUCUUGAUGACUCAGUUUGCCUGUCAAUGUUUGUGCUGGAGGGACUGUUAAAUGCCUACGAGUCCCUGAGAAGUCAAAACUUUGUUCACCAGGACAUGCAUCGUGAGUAAAUGCCCCAUCUUAUGCCAAAAAACAUAUAUAUAUAUUUAUAAGUUUAAAAUGAAACAAAUAAUAAAUUAUUAAAAAGAAUUACUUGCCCAUUUAAAAAAGAAACAAUAUGAAAUCCUGCCACACAUUAUUGUUUUUGUGUCUCCUGUAAGGUAUACUAGAGUUGUCUCUCUACUUAGUUGUGAAUAUAGAGUUCUCUCCUCUCCUUCCCCCCCUUUCACAUGUGUACCAGAGUUGUAACCCCUGUAAUACAAUCUAGAGUGCUCUUUAUCCUUAUGACACAUGGUCAUCUUUUUUUUUUUAAUUGAUCUUUUCUGCAGCUGGCAAUGUGAUGAUCGACAAUAAGCUGUCAGUGAAACUACUUGACUUUGACCAGGCCAGACGGUUACUGUCAGAUCCAAGUAGAGACAUUGAGAGCAUUAAGAAUGACAUUGUUGGCAUUAUAAGGAUAUUCUGUCUUGCAUAUUCAGGAUACGACUUCAAUGAUGUUUUUGAGGCUAAAAAAUUUCUUGAGGCUAAAAAUUUGGAAGAGGUAAUUUGAUCAUGACUUUAGUUGUUGCCACUCGUGUAAAUUGUAUUUUGGCUUUGGAAUAUCUAGUUAUUAAGGAAGUUGUUUGGGAAAGGAAUGGGUUAGGGAAUGGCAGAAUUUAAGGAGGGGAAGGUGUUAAGAAAUAUUAAAACAUCAAAUGAUUCUCACAUCUCAGUUAGUAAUUUAUCAUAAAUGGAUAGAUGAAAUUCUUUCAAAGUGAAGAUUCUCAUAUGGACAUAAUAAUAUGCCAUUAUCUGUGCUUUUGUUUAAAUUAAAUAUUUUGUUGUUGUUUAUUUCCAAAUUUCUGCAGCUGUCCUCCUCAAUAGAACACAUUCCAGAAGAACAGCGUAAAGAGCUUUACAAAAUUAUGUACAUGCUCUUUGAAUCUGUGCGACACCCUCGUCAAGAAAACUUUGGAGACACCAAACAUGUUUCAAAUUAUGUGAAAGAUUACUUUAAUAGAGGUACUUGUUUGAUGCUUACUAGACAAAAUUGUAGGUAGGCACUAACUCUUAGUCCACCUAGUGCAUCAAUAGCUACACCACUGCUAACCUGUCUCAUUGGCUUUAUGAAAGCCAGAGGUCCAGCUUUAAAUUCUUAUUGACCUAAUGACACCACUGCCAACCUGUCUUAUAGGCUUUAUAAUAGCCAGAGGUCCAUUUUUAAAUUGCUGUUGACCUAAUGACACCACUGCCUACCUGUCUCAUUGGCUUUAUUAUAGCCAGAGGUCUAGUUUUCAAAUUGCUAUUGACCUAAUGACAACACUGGCAACCUGUCUCAAUGGCUUCAUUAUAGCCAGAGGUACAAUUUUAAAUUGCUGUUGACUUAAUGACGCCAAUGCCAACCUGUCUCAUUGGUUUUAGAAGAGCCAGAGGUCAAGUUUUUAAAUUGCUAUUGACCUGUUGACACCAUUGUCAACCUAUCUCAAUGGCUUUUUUGUAGCCAGAGCACCAAUUUGAAAUAAUUGCUAUUAAUAUUAAUAAUUGCUAUAAUGACAUCAUCGGCUAGCGGUCUAGAAAUAAAUACUGGAUCUUUUUAUAGCAACAUUUCCAAUUAUAAAUGAAUUGUUAAUCUGUUAUAAUAUUUUAAAGUGGACAGAGUGCUUUCAGCACAACCAAACUAGCAGUGCAGGAUUAUGCUACCAAACAAAGUUUACCUUUUGUUUAUAUUAUAUAUAUAUUUUUUUUCCCAAUGAUUGUCUGUAUUUUUUUUUAGUCAUUUUGAACUUUAAGCCACCUUUUUCAAAAGAGUUAAGAAACUUGAGAUGUUUCAACGUUUUUUAAAAAUAAAAUUUAAAUUUCAUCGUAUUUUCAGAAAGCAAUAAUUUUAUUUUCUGUUUUUCUCUUAUUUAUUAAUCAUGUUUUCCCAUGCUUCCAUGUGAAUUUUCCCAAUAAUUUUCAGAGUCUACUAACAUGAAAAAGAAGUUGGCUGUUAUUUUAUUUCCUGAAAAAUUUCAAGAAAGGGUGAGCAAAAUCAAGUAAUUUUUUAUAUGUACAACUCAAGGAAAGUUUUUUUAGACUACCAUUGACUAACAAUGUAUAUUUGUUUUGUAAUUGAUAGUUUUUGUGAUAUUAGUUUACUGUCAAAUAAAGCUAAUUUUUAUUUUAGGUGGUUCUUUAUUAUAGCCUCAACUAAAUUCAUUUAACCUAUUUCAUUUAAUUUAAUAUCUUGUUAAUAUAUUAAUUUAGCUUUUAAUUUCACAGGGGUUCCAUGAAGAAAUAUAUUUAAAAAAUGUAAUCUUUUAUUUUAACCAACUCUGCAUGUACUGUUAAAAUAACUCAAUAUGAUCACAGAAGAUUAAAAAAUUAUCUUAAAACCCUUUUCAGGAAGAGCCAGAUUCUGGCUACAAGUUUGAAUGUGAUUCAGACGACUACAGUGUCUGGGAUGAUCCAGACAUGGAUGGCUUUGUUCAAAAAGUAACAGAUGAAGAUCUCCGUAAACUUGGAGUAUUUUCUCUUUUUUGACCCCCAAGCACUAGGUUCCAUGUGUGAAAAAACUUAAGGACUUGUUAUAGUUUAAUAACACUGAAAUGAAGUUUGUGUCUUCUUACCCGAAUAAUAUAGGGAUAUUUCCUAGCCUUUGAUGAGGGUUCAAGAUCAGUAUUUUUGCUAUGUAAUUGCUUGGUCCACUAGAAGUAUAUAUGUAUGUUCAAUCUUAGCAAGUGAGGAAAAUAAUAAUAACCUCCAGGUAGUGCAGCAGAAAGAUUUGUGAAAUAGCCUGCAAUUUUAGAUUUCAGAUUACCAGUAGCAGUUGAAAUGAGAAGUUAUCAACCAUAAUUUUUGUUGACGUGUUUUCCCCCACCUUCUCCACCAGCCUUGAAAUUAUCUUGGCUAUUAUUUUAAUACAGGGGUCUCCAAACUUUUCAGCCCGAGGGCCGCAUUAACUAUCAAACAGUAGUUCGCGGGCCGACUGCACACUCGAGCAGGGUUUCUAUCAGCAUUCUAAAAGAGCGUAAAGUUGUUGGCCUGUACUUGUUCCAAAAACAAGAUGAGUUUGAAUCUGAAGGCCUUUAAGAGGUGUAUAGAUCUUGCGAUAUGUUCAUGUCUUCAACAACACUCCUAACGAACACAAGCAGUUGAGAGGUGAAACAGCUGUCCAGCGAUUCAUCCAUUGCAAAUAAAAAUUGGUGAAACUUGCUGGCAUUUUUCGAUAUUUGAGUCACAAUGUUUUCACCCAUGUCUGCAACAUGGCGGGCAAAGCUCCGCCACUAGAUGGCGUUAUAUCAUCUCAUUGACUGUGAAUGAAAGUAGAAAAACUAGCAUCGAAUAAGGUUUUGCAAAGUAAUGAUCAGUUAGAAAACAUAACGCACUACUGCGCGCCUCUAUUUUAAUUCGGUAAAAACAUAACCCCUACGUAAACGGCGUCUGAUCUUGUCAGGAUACACGUACAUUUGCGUAAUUUUUUAUUCCGUUUACAAAAGAUCUCCGCGGGCCGCAUGACAGAGCCUCGCGGGCUGCAUGUGGCCAGCGGGCCAUAGUUUGGAGACCCCUGUUUUAAUACAAUGUUAUAGUUUAUGUUAAGCUUAAAUAUGAUUGGACACAUUUUUCUUCUUGUUUAAAAGCACACGCUGUCUGCGAUAAGUUCACAUUUUUUCUUGUAUCCUUUGUCCUUUUAAAGAGAGACUGCACUGUUUGUUUUCAAUGGUUGUUUUUACUAGACAUUUGUUAUUUCACCAAAGUUAUCUAAUUGCCAAAAAUGUCCCCUUUUUUUUUUCAAAACUCUUUUAAAAAAAAUUUCAGAACGGUAUUAUCGCCAAUCCCCAUUCAAUAAAACCUUCUUGUGAGGAAUGCUACACUAGCCUCAAUGUUAUAUUAUAACAACUAACUUUCUUGAAAACUGUUCAUUUCAAAUGAUACACAUUAAUGGAACGAUGCUUGUUCUGCUAGUUAUAUCCUCCAUUAUCCCGUCAUCCACCAUUAAAUCUUUAUAUUUUUUUCAAACAGAUCUUUUAGUUUACAGUUACACUUUUCAUAAAAUUGUUUACAUUUUGAUUCAUACUCUGGUCCCAGUAUCAGUAUUCAUUUAACUGUUAAGAUUAAAAUGUUGCUAUAAUUACAGACUAAAAAUUUAUUAUUUAAUUUAUUUUUAGCCAUUUAUCAUUUUUAGAAUUGUCAGUAACAGUAAGACAAAAACUUUUCCUUGGAUAUGUUCAACUUUACUUGAAUUUGCUUGAGCAUGAACCCUUCAGUUUAAAUUUAAAGAGCGAGUAUCUGUAAUUAAUAUACUACUAAUGAUGACUAAUGUACAGAUUUUGAUAUGUUUGCUUAAUUAAUUUGUUUCAAGUAAAGAUACAUGUGUCUGUUUAUUGUAUCUUAUUUCAAAACACAAUUUUUGUCUUUCCUUAGUCACUGCAAACAUUACUAGUGGGUCAUUGCAAAAAGGAGUGUAAAUUUUAUAGAGUUUUUUUGCAUUUUCCCAUUAGUUUGUGUUCAAUCUGUAAAAGAUUUUUUUUAUUUAAAAAAAUUGGCUGUUAAAUUAAGUUCAUCUACUUAUUUUCUCCACAAUAUAAAUAGAACAUAAGCCAAUUUUUGUUACUUACAUUAACCUUUUUAUCCUUUAAGUUCGUUUACAUUUUUCUCCCUCAAAAUGACUAACAUGGAAGUCAAACACUAUUCCAUUUUUUGUUGUGAAAUUAUUUGUUUUAUUCUGUGGUUAUCAAAUGUAGACUGAUUUUGAGGUUUCUCUCAAUAUAACCGUAUUUUCCGGCGCAUAAGCCAAACAUCAGAAUUGAUUUCAAUAUGGUAAUUUUUAUUCAAAUGCUUAUGAGAUGCAGGUACUUAUAAACAUAAGGCUGUGUGUCAUCAAGCAUGUAAACAUAAAACAGUUCAAGUGGAUUAAACUUUUCCUAAUUCACUCUAAAGCUGAAAGGAAGGAAAAGACAAUAAACCCAUGGGAGCUGCCAUGCUGUUUGUGUUCUAAACUGUCAACCAAACUGGAACUAGAGGGCGCCUGUUCCUGAAGUUUCAACACACCGUAUACCAGCUAAUAAGAUGACCCCCGGCGUAUAAGACGGCACCCCGACUUUUGAAAAGAUUUUCAUGGGUUAAAAGUUGUCUUAUACGCCGGAAAAUACGGUACUUUGUCUUCUUAAAUUUUGCUUUAUUUAGUUUCGUACACAUCAUAUGAAAAAAAAUAUACAAAAUGAUGUUAUAUUUUUAGUGGCUACAUUUUAUAAACUUUUAGACAUUGCAGAAUAAAAAGUAGAGGUGACAUUGACAAAUGAGAUUAACAAAAUUAGCGAGUAUUUCUAUGAAAGUCUUCAUUGGCAGAAAAAAAAAAACCAUCAAGAAAUAAUAGAGAAUAAAAAAUGAAGCAAAACUCUCAGAUUACUGGUAUGUGAAAAGUAGGCAUCAGGUCUAAGUCCAAACUGAUCAGAUCUACUGCCAAUGGCAUUCUCUGAUCCUUUUCCUCAUCUCAACAGAAACAAAAUGACCUUGCUUUUUUUAUUUUAUGAUAAAGUAGUUACUAUCCUAAUGUCUCAUUUUUAAUUUAGUUAGUUUACAUGUUUUUAAUAAUUGUAAAGCGCUUAGAGCUUUAAGGUAAGCGCUAUAUAAAAAUUCCUAAAUAAAUAAAUAAAGCAAAUUUCAAUUUUUGCCAAUACAGUUUUCAGUCCAGGGGCGGCUGCCACACUGCCAUGUCUAUUAAAAUUUAAAUUGCAAAUUGGUUGCUCAAAGUUUUUUUUAAAAAGCAUAUACAUGUUUUUACUUUCUUCAAAAGGUGUGCAAUCAUUUAACCUUAAAAUAUACAAUCAUUUAUUCAGGUCUUUUUGGGCCCAUUGAUUUUAAAGUAAGUAAACAAAAUAUACUGUUAAAUAAUCUUUGAUUGACCAUUUUCAUGCAUAUAUCAAUUUAUUGUGAGUUACUGUAAGUUUUAACAUUUCUUAUUUCUUUAAUAUGGAAGUAGUCUGCCAUACAAAAAUCACAUCAAAUGUAUGAAAGAAAAAUUUGAAAGGAAUUUGAUUGUGUAAACUGAGCCUUAGAGUAUCACCUACUUCCACUGCCUUCUUUCUAUGCUAGGUAAUUUUUUUAUAUAUAUCAGUGGUUCUCAGCCUCAAGAACAUGGCUGCAUCACAGUUUGGGGACUGUUGUCGAUCACAAACAUAACUGAUACUUGGGUAGUUGUUUUUUCCUUCGCGCUGCCCUGCUGAUAGUUAUGCUAACCACAUAAUUCUUGUCAUCAUGAUUUUAUCCACAUUGCUAAACUGUGAUUUUAUUAUUUCUUUGCUUACAAAAACAGUUUUAAAAAAAAUGUGUGUCAUUAAAACUAUUUUGACUUCAUAUAAAUGACAUUUAUACUACCGCCACUCAAAUUCAAGUGUGUUCCAGAUUUUGAACCCUUUUUUCUUGACUUCACAUGUGAAAAUACCUUCUAUCAAGAUGCAAGAUCUCCAUCAUGCUCUGUAGCAGUGAUUCUCAAACCUUUUGUUAUUAAACACAGAAUAAGCCUGGACAUACAUUUGUAGCUAGACUCAAAGCACAAAUGUUAAGUUUACUGUCAUGUCUGUGAAGUCAAAAUUGUUGACGUCAGCACAUCAACACAAAGUGUAAAACUGUUUCACAAGAUUUCAUUUAAAAAAAAACAUCACCCAUUCCCUUUCAUGACGUUUAUGAGAAAUAAAGUUUAUAAAAAAAAUGUUUGCUGCCAAAAAAUAAAGACUCCUUAACUCGGAAUCAUAGCAUAGAAAUUGUAUGUAAAGAACCACUGGUGUACAGACAGUUCUCAGUUGAUUGCUUCUGUAUGGCAAAGACAUGUUCCUGUGUGACUUAUUAAUUAUGUUAAUGUAUCUGUUUGACAAGUAUUUAAUUAUUGCGGUUUUGGUAAUGACAGCUUUGUAGUUUUGUUUUUUUUGUUUUGCAUUUUAAUAAAAAGCUUGC
This is a messenger RNA of Lymnaea stagnalis (great pond snail), 17581 nucleotides long. NCBI's taxonomy places the organism in Eukaryota, Metazoa, Mollusca, Gastropoda, Lymnaeidae. The record is from the annotation of a GenBank genome assembly.